Molecule: messenger RNA, 1404 nt
Organism: Ipomoea nil (Japanese morning glory)
Lineage: Eukaryota; Viridiplantae; Streptophyta; Magnoliopsida; Solanales; Convolvulaceae
Exons: 2
Coding region: 1-1404 (467 amino acids)
Source: RefSeq, a predicted model, not a curated record
AUGGUGAGAACGAGAAAUCAAAGGCAAGGAAAAUUACCUCGGAGAGGAACCAACUCACAGCACGCCGGCACCGGAGUUCCAUCAAACCCGGUAUGCAUCGAAGAAGAGGACACAACCACCAUCAUCAUGGACCCGGUUCCCAUCUCGCAAGUUCCAUUCGAAGAAAUUCAAGAAUGUCAAAACCCUAAUCCAGGUAAUUUUACAGUUGAUUUACAUGGAGAUCUUACGAUUUCUCCAUCCAUUGAGGAUGAAUUGAGGGAAAAUGCAAAUUCUACCCAAGAAGAAGGCGAACAACACGCUGUAGACCCCUCACCUCCACCUACUCUAUCCGACAGAGAACAGAGAAAACUGAAGAGGGCUGAACCCUACGAAGGGGCAGACCCCAGAGCAAAACGAGAGGAAACAGAAUGUAGGGAAGAAGUCUCAGAAAAGAAGAAAACGAAAUUGACUGCAAAGGAAAAGGGAAAACAGAAAGUCCUUAGAGAUACUGAGAAAAAGAAAUUACCUACUAGGGAUAAAGGGAAACAAAAGGUAGUUAGUGAUGCUGACCUGUCAAAACUACCAAAGCCUUAUAGUCCAAAAUUCUUGACAAACGAAAAUGCCAAAGAAUGGAACAAAAUCAUGGAUAAAAAGGUCAUAAGUCAAAAGCUUUUAAUACUAGACAGGCUAGAAAAUUGUGAACAAAUCACUGAGGUGUUAACAAAAACAAACCUCUUAGGAUCAGUCAUCAAUAUUGACCCUUAUGAGGAACAGGUUGUGAAAGAAUUCUACUGCAAUCUCACCAAAGGCACAUCAUCUCCCAACAACCCUAGGUAUGAAAAGGCAUAUCUAAGGGGGAAAUUCUAUGAUUUCACUCAGGAAAUCAUCAAUGCUCAACUAGGAACACCCAGUGAAGAACAGAAUAUUCAACUAGAGAAUGAACAGGUCAUCCAAGAACUUACAGCUGGGAACGUGAAUUUUGAUAAAAACAAAAUCAAAGCUCCCUCGCUAACACGCAAAUAUGCGAUACUACAGAAAAUUGCUCUUGUGAAUUGGAUGCCCUCUCUACACGAAACAACAGUCAAAAGGAGUUUGGCAGAGCUACUGUACAAAAUAGGAAAGGGAAUCCAGGUCAACAUUGGAAAUAUUGUGUAUUCACAGAUCUCAAAGUUGGCAGAAAGUAGUGAGUCAAAGGCUUCGCUCAUUUUUCCAAAUCUGAUCCACGCUAUCCUAUACAAGCAAGGGCUGAAGACACGUGGACCAAAAACACAAGUCAAGACCAUAAACACAACCAAAAAACUGAAGAAGGGGAGUCAUCAAAAUGAUCUCAAAGCCUCUUUUCCAACUGAUAAUCCAACUGACCAACAAACCUUGAUCAAGUACUUUGAGAAAAAGUCAAAAGAAUUGGAUGAUGCAGAAAAAUAA